Messenger RNA from Dreissena polymorpha, 3677 nucleotides. RefSeq names its product apoptotic chromatin condensation inducer in the nucleus-like. The transcript has 24 exons. The coding region runs from base 10 to 3552 and encodes 1180 amino acids. Gene Ontology annotation, molecular function: RNA binding. The record is from RefSeq and is a predicted model, not a curated record. NCBI's taxonomy places the organism in Eukaryota, Metazoa, Mollusca, Bivalvia, Myida, Dreissenidae.
ACAAACAAAAUGGCGGACGAAGAAUUGCAGAUCAACGGAACUCCAAUUUCCUCACUGCGUGUAGUUGAUCUAAAGAAGGAAUGCGACAAACGAGGCCUGUCAAAAAGUGGAACUAAAAUCCAACUUAUCGACAGACUUAAAACGCAAUUGCUGUUUGAGAAUAAAGAUGACUCAGCAAGCGGCCCCACAAUACAGCUGGAGGAGGAGGACUGCCAGAAUGAGUUCAUCAAACAGUACCUGGCCAAGCAGAAACAGCUCAUUGAGAAUGCUGAGAGCUCAAUGAACAGUUCCAGUCAGGAGAGUGACUCUGAGGACUCGCCCAAGAAACAAACCAAAUCUCCAACCAUGCGGUCCCCUCCCAUAGAAAUCUCACCUGAGAAACAACCAGGGAAGAAUCAAGAGGUAGAAGAUGAAGACACAGCUAAUGAAAAGAAGCCCAGAGUGGAGGAAACUGCCCUAACCAGACACACUUCUAGGCGGAUAGCUAGGAUUGAACUAGAAACCAGUGGAGGGGAGAAGACUGGCAGCUCUGACAGGCCAUCCAGGCGUAGUCUUACCAGGAGCUCACAGUCCACGGGGUCAGAGCAGGGACAGUAUGGGGUGGACACAGGGGGUUCCGGGGAUGCUUCGGUAGUAGUUGAACAGGCCGGCAAAACAACAGAAUAUGAAAAACCUGUAAACAAAACAAAAAAAGAACCUGAGGGACUGAAAGAGGACCAGAAAGUGACCAAAGCUGAAGAUGAUUUGCCGUUUCAAGUGGAUAUUUCUUUGCAACAAAAAUAUGUCCAAGCAGAUGAUGAUAUUAAAAAGUCAUCAUUAACAGUUAAAAAUGACGGCCAAAUGCAAACAAGCAGUGAUUUAAGCGAAGAAGAAAAAAUUCAGGCAAGCAAUUUACCUAAAGAGGACACAAGGCAAACAACCAAUGAGUUUAAAAUAAACAACAAUCAAGCAGCAGUUAUAGAAGAUAAGAUGCAAACCAGCAGUGAGGCAACAGAAGGCAAGAUGCAAAUGAGUAAUGAGUCAACAAAAGGAUUAAUUAAAGCUAGGGCAGAGUCAAAAGAAGAGAAUACAGAAUUAAGCACAGAAUUGAAAGCACGUAAAGUUAGAACAAGUAGUGAGUUGAAAGAAGAUUUAAAACCGCCUCAAUUGUCCAAGGAAGCUGCAGCAAACAUGGAACAAAAGUUGGAACCUGGAGUAGAGAUGAGCAUUAUGAGAUCUGGAAGGUCAGGGAGGACAGCUAGACAAGGCAGCUCCUCCUCCUCCUCGCGCUCCAGGUCUCCUCCACAGCAGAGGCAGCCAACAGCUGCAAGGAAACCGUUGCGGCAGGCAAGGAGCUCAAGCAGUAGCAGCAGUUCCAGUAGGUCCAGGAGCAGAUCUGUGUCGCCCAGGGACUUGAAAACAAACCAACACCAGUCUGCCAGCUUACUUAAACAACCACAGAAAGAAACAACUGCUUCCAUAGAGACGGAGGGUCAGAGGUCAAGGUCAGAAUCCUCAAGAUCAAGGUCACCCAGCCCUUCUACAAAAAUGGAGACUGAACCAGUCCAAAGACUGAGCUAUAAAGAACAGACAGGACGUGACCCAUCCAAGGAGUCUUCAUCAACAUCGUCACAAGUUCCUGAGAUGAAGCAGGCCAAGAAAAUCUCACUCAACAGGCGUCCCUUAGAGACUGGUGACAAGGCCCAGGAUGGAGUGGAGGACAGGCCUGCAGUGAAGAGACGCAAGUGGGGCUCCCAGACUAUGUCUGCAGGCCUCAAACCUAGGAAGACUGCAGCCAGCAUCUCCAUCUCCACUGACAGCCUCAAGGAGUUGAUCCCCGAGAUCAGCCCCUCCCUGAAGCUGUCAGCAGACCCUAUACUAGAAGAUGAGAUGGACUAUGAGGAUGACACCGACCACGAGGACCCUGCCCUGUCCCAGCACAAAGAGGAGACCGACACACGGGCUGUACACAUACAGAGGACUGUCACACAGGAUGUGGGCCGAAAGGCAAGUGAUGAUGACAAGACAAGUGAUGACGACAGUGAUGGGGACAGUGAUAAAGAUGAUGAAGCUAAGAAUGAGGUUGAAGUUGAGAGUGAGGCUGCCAGGAGCAAGUCUGAGGAGAGAGAGGCACAGGAGGGGGUAGAGAAGGCUGCCAAGGGGACUGAGGAGCAGGAGGAGGGGCCCACAGGGGACAACGAGAAGGAUGCAGCAAUAGAGGAGGAGCGUAUGGAGACAGAGGCAGCAAGACUGGUGAAUGUGGUGGAAUCUGCCAGUAAGAAGAAGGUUAAACAGACAGACCUGCCUGCAAACACCAGUCCUACAAAGAAAACAAAGAAAGACAAGAAAGAUAGAAACAAGGAGAUCAAGGUGAUCCGCCGUCUGGAGUCUGGAGCGGCGACACUGAUCACUGCCGAUGAGCCAGAGAGACCUGCGCGAAGCCCCUCCCCUGCGCGCAACCCUGUCACCAAGAUAGUGCACAUCCGCAAUCUUGUGAGACCCUUCACCCUUCACCAGCUGAAAGAACUGCUGGGCAGAUAUGGGACACUGAUAGAAGAGGACUUUUGGAUUGACAAGAUCAAGUCUCACUGCUUUGCUAGUUAUGCCACAGUGGAGGAGGCUGAGAACACUAGGAGAGCCCUGCAUAACACACGUUGGCCUCAGUCCAACCCCAAAACACUGACGGCAGACUUUGCAGCACAAGACCAGCUGGAUUCCUACAGAGGCGUGACGAAGCCCAAGCCUGCAGCACCAGCAGUAGGGAAGCUCAAAGAGGGUGGCCAGGAAGCCCCUAAAGAGAGGCCUAGUGUACGGGAGACCCACCCGGGGGCUAGAGACGGCAGGGAGAAGGAAAUGGAGGCCCGCAGGAGGGAGCGAGAACAGAGGAUAAAAGAGCGGGAGGAGCGCGAGAAGAAGUCGGGUCCGGUGAGGGAGUGGGACAGAGAUAAGAAGUCCCGUGAGGACUGGGACCGCACCCUGCAGAAGUCCAGGUCAAGGUCACGUGACAAUGUGAGGUCCCCAUCACCACGGGCUCGCAAGGCUGACAGAGACAGGGGCCAGUCUGCAGAGAAGAUCAACAGAAGAGAUGUCAAGAAAGACAAGAAAGAGGAUGAGCCGCCAGCCAAGCUGCUGGAUGAUCUGUUCAAGAAGACCAAGACCGCCCCCUGUAUCUACUGGCUGCCUCUCACUGAGCUACAGGUGCAGGCACGGGAGAAGCAGGGAAUGUUGAAGCCUAAGCUGAGACAGAGGUCGGUGGCUGGUGACCUUCAUAGCCCCAUCAGGGACGGAGGAGAGAUAGUAGAGGGGCCAUCCAAGGGGCAGGGUUCAGAGGAACGUGAGAAAGCAAGGGCCAGAAACCCUAUGCCAGAUAGUCGGAGACCUGAACAUUCUUUGGAACGUCGACAGGGAGGCAGUCCUAGUAACCGUCGGCAUAGGGAAAGUAGUCCGUUAGAAUCCAGCCGGAGGCGCGACAGCAGUCCGAUGGAAUCCGCCAGGCGUAGGGACAGUAGUCCAAUAGAGUCGAGCCGGCGAAAGGAUAGCAGCCCAGUGGAUUCAAGGAGACAGAGGCGUUAAUAAUUUAAUGAAGAUAACCAUUUCUCACUUUUCAAUUGCCCAAGAAUUCAUUUUUCAACAGAUAUGUUAUUGUUGGUUCAUCCAUAAUUGUUUGGAACUGGAAUACAAAUUUCUUUUGAAAAUGA